Messenger RNA from Cryptococcus amylolentus CBS 6039, 345 nucleotides. RefSeq lists its product as hypothetical. NCBI's taxonomy places the organism in Eukaryota, Fungi, Basidiomycota, Tremellomycetes, Tremellales, Cryptococcaceae. The transcript has 4 exons. The record is from RefSeq and is a predicted model, not a curated record. The coding region runs from base 1 to 345 and encodes 114 amino acids.
AUGUCUCGCGUAGCUCAAGGAGAAGUCAUCCAAGAUUUCCUCGACGGUGGUAACUACAUCCGAGAUAGAUUAUUCAAAUUUCUAGAUUCCACCAAGGAGAGAUGGGAUACCAAGGAAGAAGGCCAGAAGGCUCAGAAGGCACUGGAAGCGUUGGAAGUCAGCAAAAGUGCGAAUGAUGUCAAGGCUGAGGAUGUCGACUACAUUUCCAAUCAGACAGGCAUCUCAAAGGAGGACGCUCGAGCGGCUCUGAUAGAGGAGAAGGCCGACUUGGUGAAGGCCCUGUUGAAGAGUGUGCAGCCUAGACCGAGGGCGAGGUCUGUGGACGGCGGUGCCAUCCCCAAAUAG